Temnothorax curvispinosus is the source of this 8663-nucleotide messenger RNA. It is a transcript of the gene Mrtf, whose product is annotated as MKL/myocardin-like protein 1. The coding region runs from base 1346 to 4987 and encodes 1213 amino acids. The record is from RefSeq and is a predicted model, not a curated record. The transcript is spliced from 14 exons. NCBI's taxonomy places the organism in Eukaryota, Metazoa, Arthropoda, Insecta, Hymenoptera, Formicidae.
AAGCGCUACUACGGCGACCUAGACGACGCCCUCCACCUCGCGAUGUGAACACACUCGCCCGCGACACCCUCGCCUACGAUCCUUGCGCGGCUCCUCGGACUCGCAGCGGUACACUGAUACCCAAACCGAUACGGAGAUGAGUCACAGUGGUCGAACGCUACACAAAAGACUGCAGAUAAUGCGAUCGAUCAUCGUGUGAUUGAUAUUGAUAAUACGUCGGAAAGCAGGAAGAGGAAAUCAGUAUCACUCAUAGGAAGAUCUCUCUAUCUUUCAUUCUUUUACGUUAUCGUUAUCGGCGGUGCGUCGUGCCAUAGUUGUACUCACUUAUCGGUGAUUACAGAAGUUAGUUCUUAAUUGUCUGGAGAUUCGUGUAGACCGGAAUAAGAGACGGUCAGCCCCGCGCGUGACGAAAAAUCAGGACGAACAUUGUCUCGGAGAUUUCUCUCGAGGCUUAAUCGUUCGAUCGAUCAUCAUGUCGGGUCUCUGAUCGUCGAGGCGUCACGGCGGCACGGUGAUCGCGUGUCGAGAGACCGAGACGCGUGGACAGGAACAGGCGGAACGAUGUAAGAGAAAAGAGUGCGAGGUGAAGCCGAAUCUCAUACAAGAUGGCAAGUCGGAAGGGUUGAUCCUUAGCAAGUGCGAUCCUUGUCUCGCGCGUAUGAAGCACAACGUACCAUUCCCACAGACAGAUGAAGCUGCAUUCCCUCGAAUCUCGAUCGCGGCGAAAACAGUGGGCGACUGUUUUCGAAAAGUUGUACAUAAAUGCACCCAUAGAAAGCAUGCGGUCGUCAGCGCACAUCUAUUCCUAAAAUCGAACGUUAAUCACUUUAUUAGUAAGAUUCGCCACAUUCAGUGCUGUCUCGUUCUCAUCUCGUGGCGCCAGAGUGUGAACUAUAAACUGUUACGCGGAAAGUCUCCCAACUCUCUUGAAACGCGAAUUGCUGCUUAUAGCAAUAUACAUCGCCGCUUUGAGUGCCUCAAAUCAUAUUAAGUUAAUCACACUAAGUUUCCUCAGCGGUACUCGAUGAAGCAUAACGCAACUUCGAGCGGGAACAUGGACGAGCGAGGAUAAUCCUCGGAGUCGCGAUCGAUAAUCGAUGAUCGACGCGGAUAGUGCAUGUAAUACGGCUGCGGGCUGCACGUCGAGACAAUUUUCUCUUGUGUCUGACUAGGAUAAUAAUUCGUCGCGCCGCGAGAAGUGCAGAGAGAGAAAGAAAGAGAGAAAAGGGGGAGGGAGGGAGGGAGAGAGAGUGGGUGCAUGUGAAUGUGCGCGCUCGUGCGUGUCUAUGCGCGAAGUGCAUAAAGCGACGAUGGGAUAUCGGUGAGAUCACGAGGUCACCGCAGAAUGCCUGAGCCGAGGGCAAAGCGCUGUAAACACUGUGACGAGUCUGGCCACAGGUUGGACAGCGGCUCCCCGUUUUGGAGGAUUCAACUUGACCAGGACCUUCUGGAUACCAUCAGCGCGAUCUAUCCAGAGUGGUUUAAGGAUUACACUAACAGUCGAGCAGCGUCGACGUCGUCCCCCACGUCCUCAAGCGUUCCCGGCGCGCAAUCCUGCAACGACAGCACCGCCGUGGUCGUCGUCACCGAACGCGGCGGUGAGCACAAGGUCGCCAAAGGCGACGCCAAGUCCAAGUCCAAGGCGAAAAAGGCGGACGGCUAUAAGGAUAAGGACCGGGACAGGAAGGACCCUAGGCGCGACGCCAAGGACGAGAGGGACGCUGGAAACGGUAAGAAAGGAACGAAGCCCUCGCCGCAGCAGGAUAAAGCAGCGGCGGACGCGGCAGGAAGGAAGGCCGCGAGUGCUGUUCCAGGAUCGGAAUCGAAGAUGGCCGAGGGCAAUCAGUCGCCGCCAAAGGCGGAGGUCGACGAUUCACCCCUCCAGCACGCCAUGGAUCGCAACAAAGAAUCGUUGAAGGUGAAGCUCAUGCUGAGGCGACCCAUCAAUCAGCUGGUUGCGCAAGGCAUCAUGCCACCGUUGAAGACGCCACCGGCGUUUCACGAGCAACGGAAGCAGCUGGAGCGAGCGAAGACGGGCGAUCUGCUGAAGGCGAAGAUUCAGCAGAGACCAGGAAGGGACGAGCUGGUCCGGCAGCACAUCCUCGAGGAUGUAGGUCACGUGGACCCGAGUCUGGCCGAGCGGCAGCGAAUGCUGAAGAAGGCCAGGCUAGCCGAUCAGCUCAACGAUCAGCUCAGUCAUCGACCUGGUCCGCUCGAGCUCAUUCAGAAGAACAUCCUUCAUACUGAAGAGCCCAUCGAGAGGGCGGUCAAAGAGGGUCACAUUCCCUUCAAGGCUACCUGCGAGGGACAGGUGACGAAACCCCAGCACCCGGAUCAUUACAUCACUUUCGAGGAUGAUUCCCAGAGCUCGGAGGGCGCGCCUUCGCCGCAGCUGGAGUCGCGAUCGUCGGACGUCCUGGAAACCGCGGCGGCCUCCGCGGGCAUCGUCACGGUCUCCCUGAGCAUACCGACGACCGGCGGCGCCGUUGUGGUCUCAUCGACAUCCCCCGUCUUCCAGCAAACGUCGACGGAAUCGACGAUACAGACGUUCGCCGAGCUCUGCAACACCGUUGUAGGCACGCAGCAGCAGCAGCAAGCUCAACAGGGCCAGCAACACACAUCUACGCAGGCGAGCCAAACGAAUGGUCCGUCGACGACCCUCCUACCAUUGGCGCCGGCGCCGAGCCCGAUGUCCCUGGGCUCAACGACGUCCAGCCUGAGCCCCCUUUCCAACAUCUCGAUAGCUUCGCCUCCGGCGCCGCCGCCGGCGGCGAUCACCCCGCGGCCCCAGCCAAGCCCGAUAGCCGCCACCACGUGCCAAAGGAGCGACGCCCCCGGGAAGGACAAGAACAGAAAGAAGUCGAAGACCAAGAGCCAGCCCAAGACCCGCACGAUCAAGUUCCACGAGUAUAAAGGCCCGCCAAACGCGCAGAAGACGCCGGUGUCUAGCACUUCCGGUCUCGGCGCGCAGCCCGGUGAGACCAGUUACGAGCUGCUUCUACAACAGCAACAGCUGUUCCUUCAAUGGCAGCUCGAGUGGCAACACAAGUAUCCACAGAUCAUCUUGCCGGCCGCGCAGAAACCGCUAUCGCUCACAAGUAGCGGCGCGAGCGAUGCUGGUAGUGUGAGCGGAAGUAGCGCAAACGCCGCCAGCCCGGCUCCGUCGAAUUCUUCGAACAAUCCUUCGGAACAGCCUCCAUUAAGGCCUUUGGGCAAACUUGAAGAGAUGAAAGUGAGCGACCUCAAGGUGGAACUGAAACGACGGAAUCUGCCGGUGUCGGGCUCGAAGCCGCAGCUGAUCGAGCGACUGAAACCCUUCACGGAGUCGUCCAGCAACAACACGACCACCAACUCUAAUGGACCACAUGUGACGCACAUGGGACACAUCCUGAUGGACACGCCUGGCCCGAUGGCGACGGACGACUGUAGCUCUCAGGUCAAGAGCCCGGGCUGUAUCGUGAAGGAUGAGCCGAACAGCCCGCGAACGGCCUCGCCCCACAAUAGCGAGCACGACGACCCAUCGAGUCCGCCAGUUCGUGUUUCAGGAGAUGAUAUCAUCAAGGUGCAGAGGAAACGAAUAGAGGAAUUACAACGCGAGCUAUACAAGUCGCAGCAACAGCUCCAGCAGAUCCGCCAGACUCAGCCGGCGACGGUGCGCGCCGAGAAGCUGGCGCUCCAGCAACACAUACACAAUAAAAUGCAGCAGCAACAACUGGCUUUACAUUUGCAGCAGCUUCAGCAUUUACAGCAGCAGCAGCAACAACAACAGCAGCAACAGCAGCAGCAACAACAGAACCAACAACAGACGCAACAGCAAGCAAUUCAACAACUUAAUGCGAAGGCGAGUCUCGCGGCCUUCUUGCAAGCGCAACCAAACAAUGCAACCGCCAUUCUCGACUCUGCGACUUUGACCGCGAUUAACAACAAGAAAAAUCAAUCCAAGAACAGUACUACUGUCCAAAUACCUACGGCUAUCGUUCUAAAUCUGGCGAAACCGACCAAGUUAAACGGCUCGCUGCUUGGUGCUCUUGUAGCGCAGGCGCAGGUUCAACAGCAACAGCAGCAGCAACAACAGCAAACAGCUAUUACUACUACUGAAGACAUUAAACCGCCACCACCGCAAUAUGACGAAGCUGCUAAGUUACUAAAGGUCAAGAUCGAGCCGGUCCAGAAGAAUCACAUAAAGAGUCAAGUAGUUGAUGACGUGUUGGAGAUCCUCAUCAAGAAUGGUGAACUACCACCAAGUGCCGCGCAAGAUCCAGCCACUCCCACGACUCCAAAUCGCCAACUACAGCAGAAUCUGGUCUUCACCGCACCGGCAGACAGUCCAACUCAAUCGUUAAUCUUUACGGCCGGCAGUCCAAUGAGUCCGAUCAGUCCGAUACCGAUGGAAGUGUCUCAGAGCGGUUGUUCGAGCCCGUCAACACCGGCACCACCGCCACCGCCGCCAUUGCCGCUAACCGCGUUCUCCAUUCAGUUACCCGGCGGAAUUCAACAGCUACAACAGCAGGAGGAAAUUACCCCCUUCAACACGGAUCUCCUGACAUCCGAAGCGGAGCUGGAUGCCGCGAUGUUGCUUAGUCCUCAAUCGAUGCAACAAGCUUCCCCGGAUCCUCAACCGCCACAAGAAGUGACUUCUUCGGACAAUGCAAAUUUGGAUCUUAAAGAAUUAGGAUUGGACUUGGAAACAUUGGAUCCAAUGGACUUCGGUCAACUAGACUGCGAUAUGCCGAUGGAUAUGGAUGAUCCCGAUUGGUUAGAUUCCCUGAUGCCGCAAUCGCCACCACCUUCUGCGAUAUUGUCAUCGCCCAAUCAUCACUCUACCACUCCGUCGAUUAAUCUCUCAUCCACCACGGAUAUCUAUGACCCGCUAUUAGGCAGCAGUCAGUACUCGUUUGAUCUCUUUAAUAUGGAGGACACUGACUUCAAAAUGUCGUCCGACCUAUCAUCUCCGAUGACCUGGGACAAGGUAGACUUCGCGACCUAGCCCGAGAUACUCUCUCGCAAUCCGGCGUUAUGUACUUAAUCCUCGGCAGGUAAUAAAAAAUCAUAAUUCGAAAUAGACAAAGAAACAGCGGGCAGAAAGAUCGUUGCAUUGCCACUUGGUCGGGUCUGUCCAAUGCAUUUUAUAUAAGCCGUUUCGUGACAUCCUUGCCUCUGAUGCAUCUAAUCAAUAUUAUAUCAAAUGUGUACUUAUACGCGCGCGUCAAGACGAGAAUGUUGAUUUCGAAAGCAUACCUACUGUUUUAAAAAAUACAUAAUCACGCGCGAUCGUUAUCGUAAUUAACAAUUAAGAACGAGAAGGCUGUCAAAUUAUGGACCAGUGACACGCGUGUCAUCUUUCGGUCUUCUUUGAUCAAUGAAUGCUAACGCAUGUCGUUCUUUUGAUCGAUCGUUCCAUCAAAAAUAUAAUGUCUGAUAAAUAUAUAUAAAGUGUUUCCUCACGCAUCUCGUCGUGCGAAUUAAAAUCUGAAAUAGCGAUGUGCGUCCAUGAGGAUGCUGCGGCCGACCAUUCGUAUACAAAAAGAACAAGGACCUAUAAGAAAAAUUCCGGGACCGAAAUCAACUUUCAAAAUUCUCCAAAGAGUCAGCUUACGACAGGUUUUUUAAGCUAGUUUUUACUGUCCAGUCGUGUGUUGCUUGAGUUUUAAUAACUGUGAGAAAUAGCGUGUGUGUCAAAGCAAGGAGACGAGAGACAUUGCGUAUAUGAUCCUCGCGGAUAAUCCCCUCUUUCCAAAUGCCUGCCCCUUUCCCUCAAUCAUAAUUAAUCGUAACAUAACUGCAUAAUUAUACACUUACAGAAUCUAAUAUAACGAUAAUUAUUGUAAAGAUAUACAUACGCAUAUAUAUAUACAUACGUAAACACAUAUGUAAAAUAUACUUCUAUACGUGCGCCUGACGUCUGCGAGUCGUGUAACGUACGGAUACGCGAGUUCGGGGGCCUUCCAGCGCAGCUAUACAUAUUUUCUAAGCCACAGAGCAUGUGAUGUUAGGAAUUAUUGCGUAUUUUAAUCGAUAAUCAUUAUAAUAGCGAUGAAAUCGUAGGAACGGCUGCGCGCGCGAGCGAGUUACACAAUUGCCACCGGGAUCGGUUUUAGCCACGGCGCGGUCCUUCGAUCUUUCCACCGCGACUAGUAAUCUUUUUGUUGUUUUGUGACAUUCCAUGUUUCCAAACUGUACGAACAAGGGAGAUCGAAGCCACGCGUAUUGCGAGCUGCCAACGCACGUCGCACGACGGGCAAUCGCUACGCGAAUCGAAGGAUCUCGUCUCGGAACGUUAUGUCAGGCGAGAGUUGCUUUAUGCGUUGAAACGCGUCGUCCUGCACUGAAACGUUUUUAAGACGCUUCCUCGAAGACCAAGCGGCUUCGGAUUUCGACAUAACGACGAAAGACCGCGCUGCCGAGCUCGGUAACAAGAGCAAGUGUAUGUGUGUAUGUGUGUGUGUGAGAGAGAGAGAUGUGUCUUAAAGAGAGUGGGUGCUUGCCUGAGAAAAAGCGAGGAAACCUCGGAUUAAUUUUAACAAAAUUACAUUAUUACAUUAUGAUGUUAAAUUAUAUUUUUGGGGUAAAAGUUUCACAAAAAUACUUUCAGAAAAUGCAUGAAAAAUAUCUGAAUGUUAUAUCUAUUUCUAAUUUUUUAGAUAUUUUAUUUAAAAGUUUGUAUUAUUUAUAAUUUUUAAAUAUAUUGUUGUUUCUAUGAAAUGUAACAAGUAACGAUACAGAGAAGUAAAAAUACAGUUUGUUAAAAUUACAACCAAGAGGUUUCCUUGUACGAGUGCAUGUGAUACGUUUAUAUGAGUGCAUGUGUCAACGUUUAUGAACAGCGAUGGUGCUAAUCGAAACCCCAAUACGCAGCGAUUUUUCUAAAAAGAAAAGAAACGUCGCGGUUAAUCUUUAUUCUUUUUUUAGAGAACCAUGUGUAAUAAUGCCGCAACGUUUCGAAUUUUCCUCGCAACCGACGUGCCUCGAAGUGUUGUUUUUCCUUGCGAGCUUUUUUAGUUCCGCGCGGAACUGGUGUUAUGUAGUAUGAAUAAAGAAAGAGAGAGAAUGUACUGUAUUUAAGUUGUUAGUUUUUUCGAAUGAGAGAAAAAUUAGUAAAGCGUUUUCCCACAGUCUCAUUAGUGAAACGGCACAUUGGUCCGCGAUUGUUACAUUUCUUCUCCCGCAUUCACCAGAGAAAGAGCACAAAGGAAAAAAAAAGAUGCAACAUUCCAAACAUAUUCACGCUUCAUGGAGAAUUCUAAAGACCUCGAGGUACUGCCAUGUUCCGUGUGCGCGAGAGCCUGACAGAGGAGACGAGGAGCGCGAACGUGCGCCGUAACGCAUCGCCGAAUCCGUCGAGAUACGCGCGGAAAUAAUUAAGCCGGAACUCAAUGCAUUUAAUUAAAGGAACCGGUUCGCCUUCCUGUUCUUCUUCCCUCCCCUGCCUUGACUCUCAGAGCCAGUUGCAGAAACAUUCGUCUUUUUUUUUAUUUUGCUCAUAAGCAUCGAUUCCAUAAAUUUUAUAAAUUUCAUAAUUUAUCUGUCGUGCCAAAGGAAUCGAUCGCUUAUAUAUUCUACAAGUUGCGCGGUCGAAGAUAUCGUUUUAUUCGUAGGAAGGCGGCUUAUAAGCUAUUGAUCAAUUUGCAGCGUAGCUGAUUCUGCGUAAAAGCCGCUUUUUUAAAUCGCGUUUUGCUAAUCUGCAUUUAAGAUAUCGCUUCCAUAUUGCUUUUCCCCGCCGUUGUAUGAAGCUUUUAAAGCAAACAACAAACACGGCCUGCAAACUCGUCUGUCACGACAAACGGAACAUGGCAUCGGGGUGAGAAACGAAGGUGCCAAAAAGAAAAAAAUAUCCCUUGCUACAAAAGCAUCAUGUUAGAAAAUCAUUACACUCCUCACCAUCCGUUGCCUCAUGACAAUAAGGAUUUUAUUGUUCUCUGUAAAAUACUGUACAUAUAUAUAUGUAAAAUAUAAUGAAAGAGAUUGUGUGUGUUUUGUAGUAGCGAGCUUGACAUAAUGAAUUUAUUUAGGGUAAUUAAAAGGCGACUAAUUAAUUAAAGAUCAUAUUAUAUCAUAGAACGCCGCGUCCCUAUCUUAUCGAACUCGCGUCGCAACGUACAUCAUGCUUGGAGACGUUGCAAUCGCGUAAUUAUUUUAAGUUCGAGUCGUUCAUCAUGAUUCUGCCGAUGAUUGAUCGAUCUGUCAGGCUGUGCGAAUCUGGUAGUCUGUCGUGUUUGGUGCAUCUCUGCAGUGUAUGUGCGUAUACGUAUGAGUAGUAAGUCUUUAUGACUCGCGAGUGCGAAUCGAGGACGAAGUAAAGGCAGCUAAGCAAGCUGUAACGUAUGUAAACCGAACGCAUCUAUACAUAUAUACAUAGCUUCAUCGAGUAUAUAACAAACCGCGCAAUUGCAUCGAGGAAAAAACGAUAAAAAGAUGCAAUAGCAUCGUACACAUACACAUAAAUACACACACACACAUUUGGUAUGAACAUCAUGUGUGCGCGCGCGCGUGAGGAGUGGUAUACAUAUAAGUUUUUUGUUAUUAAGUAUCAUUGAAUUUAUUGUAAUGAUAUACUCUUAAGUAACGAUCACGUAAUUAUUGCUAGAGAGAGUGUUAUUUAUUUUUAUUUGUUGCGAAUUUAUCGAUUGCCUUCCAUUUGAGUAAAAUAAAUAAAUAUAAAGUUA